AUGGAGGCGAUGGCCACGCUGACGAUCCAGCUCGACGAGGAGCGAGCGGUACAGAGCAGGGCUCAGAACUUCAUGCUGGAGGGCAAGUCAGACAGCGAGCUCAUGCAGGUGAUGGACUGGACCAUCGAGCAGUGCGACAAGGCGGGCGUGGACGCGCGCCAGGACGCAAAGGCCAAGGGCGUGGGGUUCAAGGGGAACCCGUUCGGCAAGAAGCCAGUGGCCCUUUUUUCGGGCAUGCUCUUCCGUCUGGGAGGUCAGGCCGAGAAGUCAGAGUCGAGGAAAGCGAUCUUGGAGAAGAUCAAGGAGAGGGUGCAGAAGCAGGAGCUCGCGGACACUGCACCAGCGGCGGCCUCCGCCCUGCUGGACCAGUUCGUGGUGUUCGGCAAACAGGCGUCGACGCUGCCCCCGAAGUUUCGGGCAUCGCGAUGCUUCAAGAUAGAGUGCAGCCAAAACGCCGAGGACGGCCUCCAGGACGACGUGGCCAUGACUAAAUGGAUCUUCGCCAUUCCCUCGUGCCGCGAGAUAGAGUCUGUGCUAAUGCAGUCCCGUGAAGCCCAGUUACUUCGUGGCAUCGGCUUAGAGUUGGACUUUGACCACGGUCCGAGGAGCAAGGCGGCAAACAAUGCUGCGAAGAUUGCAUUCGGAUCUGAUAGUGCGAAGGGGAGUGGCAAGGGCCAAGGUGGCCUCUUCUCGAAGAAAGCCUGGUGGUGGCACUGUGGCGCGUGCUCUGGUUGGAACCAGGUUGCGGCCAAGAAGUGCAGGCGGUGCGGCAUGAAGAAGAGCUGGGCUGCGAACCAUGGCUCGGGCCUCACCGCCGGUGGCGGCCAUGGAGCCGGCGAUCCUCCGCCUUGCCCGUGGCACGCAGCUCCGCCGACAGCCGUGCCUGUGAUGGGGGCCCAGGACAAAGCGUCUACACGUGCCAAGCAUGUUGCGAACGUCCGUCACAUCGAGGCUGCCAUAGCAGCGUUGCCCGACGGCGACCCUGCAUUCGCGUCUUCGCGGGCUACCCUGCAGGCCCAGCUGACCGCCGAGAAGAAGGCCAUCACCUCGACGAAGUCCCUGGCCGCGCAGAUCGAGGGCUGCCAGCAGGCCACCCUCCGGUCCCAGGCGCGGGCGACCAAGCUCCAGACCACCAUCGACGAGUCGGUCAAGGAGCUGAAGAACGAGAGCGAGCACGCAGCCUCCCGCAAGGAGGAGCUCGCGUCCCUCGAGGCCCAACUUGCAGCGGGAGCUGCAGCCACACCUGCCGACUCCAUCCAGUCGGCCACGAUCGCCUUGACGGGGAUGCUCAGCGACAUGAUGGCGUCCCCGGCCGUCCCUCCAGAGCACGUCCAGCAGGUCCAGAACCAGGUGAAGAGUGGCAUCCACUACUCCAUGCUCAUCGCUGCUGCCGAUGCGGGCCAAUUCGGCGUGCAGAUUUGGAUAAAGCAUGGCCUGAAGCACACAGCCAUUUUCUCUCAUAAGGUUUCACCUCGAUUGGUCAUCCAAGUUGUGGCCCUUGCCAACGGUGCGACGGUGUCCGCACUGAGCGCGCAUGCCCCCAUCGAGGCGGCGCCAGACUCGGCCAAGUGCGUCUUCUGGGACGCCAUGGCUCAUUGGACAUCGUGGCUGAAGUCAAGAUGGCCCUCCACGCAUCUCAUCAUCGGCAUUGACGCUAACGCGCGCGUCGGGUCGGUGCCCGCGGACAGCAUCGGCCAGUGCAUGCCGUCCACUGAGAACCACAACGGCCCCCUGCUCAGGCAUUUUCUGGGCGAGGCGAGCCCGGGCAUACGGGCUCUUAACACAUUCGCUGGAGGUGGCUACACAUGGCGAUCCGCGCAUCAGACCACAGCCCGCAUAGACUACAUCUUGUCGGAUGCGGACGUGCCCUGGGAGGCUGCCCCCCCGCGCGUGCUCGACGACGUUGAGCUGGCCACCAGCGCCUGCGAGGACCACAGGGCAGUCCUCGCCACCGUCAUCGUGGCAGGAACGGACACCAGUGUCCAGCCCAAGCCUGCCAUGAAGAUCAGUGUCAACAAGGCUAACCUCACGGACCCACGGUGCGUCCAAGCCUUCCAGGAUUCCCUCUGGCGCGCGGUCCCAGAGGUCACCGGCGCCCUGAAUGCCGACGCCAAGCUCGAGCGAGUCAUCGAGGUGGUAAAGAACGCUGCCGCGAACGCCUUCGGUCCUGCUCCUAAGGUUCCGCGCCAACCGUGGAUCACGCAGCGUACGUGGGCGUUGCUACGGCCGGUGCCCAUGCUGCGACGCGCCAUGUUCGACCUGAAGCGCCUCGUGAACAAGCAGCUGGUGCGCUACGCCUGGCUGGGGUGGAGGUCGCUCUUCAGGCGCGCAUUUGUUCCUGACGAUGUUCGGGCGCAUGCCCCUCCCGCCACCGCCCGCCCCCGCGGCCGAGAGGGCCGCGAAGUGGCGGCGGUUGGCGGUCCGCCGCGCCGCGCGACCCAACCUGGUGGGCGGGGCGACGGGCACCGCGCUGGAGGAGCGGGAGGAGCCGCCUCCGGGGUCUCGGCGGACCGCCACGUCGGUCGGCCGUUUGCCCGACCAACGUCCCCGGGGCCCCGCGGGCCCGGGCCAGCGGAGCUGCCAUUGUGGACACCGCAGCCUGAUCGGCCGCGCUCCGACUCCGUGAUAUGCGCGACUGCCUCCCCAGCCGAGUCCAGGGCAGAAGCCCUUCAUAGCAAUGGCGGGCCUGCCUGCGCGGGCAUCGCAAAGGGGCAGGCCCGUGGCGGACCGGCCGCAGGGAGCCGCCCACCGAGAGCAACGCACUCUCGCGGUGACCAACCAGACUGCGCUGGUUGGCGAGCCCUGGCAGAGGCAGCCGCCGUGCGGCGCAUUGCUGUCAAGCUCAACAUGGCCGUCCAGCAGUGCUGGCAAGGACUCGACAAGGCCCAUCGAGCCAUGCGGGGAAUGGCCAUCGACGACAAGCGGCGCUUCAUGCACGACAUGGCGCGGAAGGCGGCGUGCGCGAAUGAGCGCAGCGACAGCAAGGAGUCGCGCCGCAUCGCGCGCCUCCUGGGCGGCUCCAAGCCUCGCGCCCUCGAGGCGAUUGCGAACAAGGACGGCUCGCUAGCGAAGACCCCGGCGGAGCGAGCGGACCGGUGGAUCGAUCACUUCACCGAGCUCUUCGCCGGCUACACCCUCCCGUCGUGGAGGGACGCGAAGACUGAGCACCCGGGGCCUCGCUCGACAGGUGCCUUCAACCCGACCCUCGCGCAGGUCGACGCGAAGAUGCAAGCGCUUGGUGGUGACAAGGCCCAGGGGCCUGAUGGAUUGCCCCCUGGUGCGAUCAAGGCGGGGGGCUGCCCCAUGGCCGUCUUCGUCCAUUCGAUCGUCAAUGACAUGGUGGUCACGCGGUCCUGGCCAGCCCGCUGGAAGGGGGGCCGCAUGGCCACGCCGUGGAAACGGAAAGGCCCCCCCAAAGAGUGCAAUGACCACCGCGGCCUCCUGGUCGCGGACAGCAUGGCCAAAAUCCCAGCAGGGCUUCUGAAGGACGAGAUCAUGCCGAUCGCCAACGGGAAGCUGCCUGAGACGCAGUACGGGGGCAAGCUGGGCGGAGGCACAGACUUUCCAUCCCACACCCUGCGGCUGCUUACAGAGCUCGCGGACGCGAGCUCCAUGUCCUGGUGCAUUGUCUUUUUUGACUUGACGCAGGCACUCGACCGGGUUAUCCGGGAGAUCGUCUACGGUUGGCCGCCAUGCCCGGGCCCCCAAUGGGCUCGCGAUGCGGCUCGUGCAGGCUACCUCCGCCAGUGCGGCCUGACGGUCAGAGCUGCCGUCAAGGUGGUGUCCCACAUUGAUAAGCGGGGGUCGGUGCUCGAGCGCUGGAGCAUUGACCCGGCGGUCAUAGCGCUCACGCAGAAUCUCCAUGAUCGCGCCUGUUUCGCAGUUGAAGGGGCUGAGCGAGUGGUCGUCACAACCACGGGCGGCCGCCAAGGCUGCAAACUGGGUGGGCUCAUCUUCUGCUGCGUAUACGAGGAGGCCCUUGCAGCAGUACGCAGUACCCUCAAGCAAGCCGGCAUUGCCCUUGUGCUGAACACUGCCAAGGGCAUCCCCUUCUGGACCCCGGCUGAGAACGGCGACGCCGUGAACCUCACGGUUGAAGUCACAUACGUCGAUGAUGAGGCGAUCGCCAUAGUCGCCCGUUCCUCCACCCAGCUCCGCGAGGCCAUCUGCACGGUGACCAACCUUUACGCCAAGGUAUUCGCCGAGUUCGGCCUGCGCAUCAACUGGAAGAAGGGCAAGAGCGAAGCUAUCGUCCGCUGCCGCGGCCCGGGUGCCACGAAAGUCGUUGAUGAGCUGAGGUCCGAGGGCGGCCUCCGCAUCCCGCUCGACGACGGAACUACCGCCAUGCACGUAGUGGAUGGGUACCAGCACCUCGGCGGCGUGAUCUCCGCCAGCGGGAGCAUGGUGCCAGAGGCCCGGCAGCGAGCCUCCUCGGCUAUGUCUGCCUACUCCCCGAUCGCGUCCAAGGUAUUCUCCUCGGAUGUCAUCGGUACCACCAUGAAGCUCCACCUGCUCCACAGCCUGGUCCUGUCGAGACUGCUGUACAACGUCGCCAUAUGGACAAUGUCCCCCGCGGCUCUCAAGCAGAUCAACGGUCCCUGCAUGCGUGCCCUGAGAAGCAUUGCUGGCGAUAUGAAGGCUGGGCGCGCGCCUGCCUUCUCGGACCUCGCAGUCCGCCAGGGGCUACAUGCACCGUCCAUCGACUGCCUCGUUCUGCGAAAGCGCCUCCGCUACUACCACCGACUGGUGGCCCACCAGCCCUCCGCGGUGUGGGCCCUUAUGCAGGCGCGCCCGCGAGGGCGGCCCCUGCCGCGUGUUGCGCAGGUGAUCGUGGACCUCAACCUACUCCGGCGCCUGGCGCCUGAGUUGGACGCCGUGCCUGGCUGCGCCGAGGCCCCCAGCAUGCGGAUGUCUCGCAUGAGAGAAAACGACUGGACCUCGAUUGUACAGCGAGUCUUCUUCUGUGAGUCGUCGCUGGACAAGGUGGCCGUGCAAGGCUGCCCCGCCCCGCCGGGCGUGCAGUUCCGGUGCGAUAGGUGCGACGCCAGCUUCCCGACCAACAAGGCGUUGUUACAGCAUAAGCGGAUCGCUCAUAAGCAGACUGCUCCUAUCAAGGCGUUCAUUGAGGAUUCGGGCGUAUGCCCCGCGUGUAAAACAGACUUUUUGGAGCGGCACCGCGUCAUGCGACACGUGUCUGAUAGCCGCCGCCCGGCUUGCCGCACCCAGAUCAUGUCGACUUUGCCAGUGCAGAGCCCAGAAUUGGUGGCUGCGUGGGAGGCCCGCGACAACGAGCGAGUCAGGCUAGCCAGACGAGCUGGCUCGACCCACAUCCUGGCGGCCGGCCAGGCGGUCACAGCCGCAGGCCGCCGCAUAGGAGGCCGCCGCGGGAGGGCCCUCGGACCCAGUUGCGACGGCGCCAUCGACGCCGGACCUCGCGCUGGCGUGCCUUCUGGGCUGGCGCUCGGCGGCCGCCCGUGCGCGCUCGGGCGCUGCGGCGUGCUGGGCGCGGCGCCGCAGGCGGCCCAGCGCGCCUUCGGCGCCGACCGGGUCGCCACCUCUCGGGCCUCGGCCGCUGAGGGCGCGGCGGCACGGCAGGCGGCCACUAGCUCCGACCUCGCCGUGGACGUGGUGUACUCCCAGACCACCAGCAGGGCGCCCCUGCCGGGCGACGACGAGCUCGUGGAGAGGUACAUGGCGGAAAGGUCGUCCUCGGAGCUCCUCUGCGACAUCGCCAACGGGUACAACCUGCGCCUGCCCGAGGGAAGGCCCAAGAUGCUGGGCCUUACUGCAUCCGUCUUCGCGCCACGUUGGACUAUUGUUCAGGAUGGGGCUCAGGUAGCCGACGCAGCUGGUGCAGCAGCUGGGGCCGCAACGACCUGUGGAACGAGGACACGCGCUGGUGAAGAGAAUGGCUGGGGACAUAUUCGAACUGGGUUUUGA
Messenger RNA from Prorocentrum cordatum, 5940 nucleotides. The record is from the annotation of a GenBank genome assembly. Lineage: Eukaryota; Dinophyceae; Prorocentrales; Prorocentraceae.